Messenger RNA from Arabis nemorensis, 1332 nucleotides. The record is from the annotation of a GenBank genome assembly. NCBI's taxonomy places the organism in Eukaryota, Viridiplantae, Streptophyta, Magnoliopsida, Brassicales, Brassicaceae.
AUGGCGGAUACCGAAAUGCAAGAGCAAGAUUUGCCUUCUGGUGUUGAGACUAGUGCUCCUGUUGAGACCAAAGUUGUAGAGAACGAGACUUCAGAGCCAGAGAAGGAGCAAAACUCCAUYGAAAGACCCAAUUCUCCUGUUCCUGAGGAUAAGACUCUUACUUUAGACAGUGAUGUUCAUUUGUCUGAUGCUCCCAUUACUAAUGUAACYGAAGCUAAUGAAGAGGUAGGUGGUGGUGAGAAGAACAGUGUUGAUGUGAAGAAUGAUGAUGUUGAUCAGUCUGAAAAGAAGAUUACGAGUGAUGUUGGUCAAGAGGAGACAGCACUAGGGGAAUCAGCUCCUCUUAAGGGUGAACCAUCGACUCCUCAUGUUGCUGCGGGUGAGAAUGUUAAGAAGUGGAAGACAUGGUUGCUAAGUGAUUCCGAGGUCGGGGAAGUUGCUGAAGCAGGGACACCAGAGGAUCAAGAGGCAUUUAUUAAAGAAGUGGAGAGGUUCCACAAGGAGAGUUUCUUGGAAUUUAAAGCUCCUAAGUUUUAUGGACAGCCUUUAAAUUGUCUCAAGCUAUGGAGAGCCGUCAUCAAGUUAGGUGGCUAUGACGUGGUCACCACAUCUAAGCUAUGGCGGCAAGUUGGAGAAUCCUUCCAUCCUCCAAAGACAUGUACUACUGUCUCCUGGACCUUCCGCAUUUUUUAUGAAAAGUCACUUUUGGAGUAUGAAAAGCAUUUAAGGCAAAAUGGUGAGCUUAACCUUCCUGGUGCUUUUCUUCCGUCUUCAGGCCUUGAAAAAGAGGCAAGUAGCCAUCAAGGUUCAGGGUCGGGCAGAGCACGAAGAGAUGCUGCAGCUCGUGCUAUGCAAGGUUGGCAUGCUCAGCGCCUUGCUGGAUCUGGGGAGGUUUCUGAGCCUACUGUCAAGGAUAAGGGCUUAAAUUCAACCCCAAAGCAAAAGAAUCUCAAAAACAUUGGUGUGCAGAAACAAAAAACACCAAUUGGCAUGGACCCCGUUUUCUCACAUGAAGCAGACAAACAGUCAACUGCGGAGGUUAUUGAUGUUGGACCCCCUGCAGACUGGGUGAAGAUAAAUGUCAGAGAAACUAAAGACUGCUUUGAGAUAUUUGCGCUGGUACCUGGACUUCUUCGCGAAGAGGUCCGCGUUCAAUCAGACCCUGCAGGUCGGCUAGUUAUAGCAGGCCAACCUGAGCAGCUUGACAAUCCUUGGGGAAUCACACCCUUCAAAAAGGUUGUGAACUUCCCAUCAAGAAUCGAUCCGCUGCACACGUCAGCGGUUGUGAGCCUGCACGGUCGACUGUUUGUGCGAGUCCCAUUUGAGCAGUGA